ACUAUUGUUCUAAACAUUGUAAACCCAAAUCUAUAGUUAUAAUUUUAAGGCAUGUCUACUUUGUCACAAAAUAAUCUGUAAACUUAUCCAAUUUUUGGCAACGUUUUUCAUUGGAUAGUAACUUAAAUUUAAAUAAGUAAAAUAUAACCGUGUUAUAUCCUGAGAAGAUUAAAUGAGGGAUUUUCCGACAAGGCUAUAUUCACCGAGAAGUACGGAAUAGAUGUUCAUCGUCGAAAAUAACCAAGGU
Acyrthosiphon pisum (pea aphid) is the source of this 247-nucleotide messenger RNA. RefSeq lists its product as uncharacterized. The record is from RefSeq and is marked predicted. NCBI's taxonomy places the organism in Eukaryota, Metazoa, Arthropoda, Insecta, Hemiptera, Aphididae.